GAAUCAAGAUGCUCCCGCUCGAAUGUUGCUGGAUCCUCGCUCGGAUUCGGCGUACGGGGAGGCGAAUCCAGGACGGCGGGCGGCGACGCCCUCCCUCAUCAAGCCGCCGUACUCGCCUGCCCACCGUACUACUCCGCUCUCGAGCCUCCUUCCCGAUCCGUUCCAGCUCGUGGCGGCAAGCAGUUACUAGCCGUUGCGGCGUCGGCGUCGCACGGCGGCGGAAUCGCAGCCCAGAUCCCCAUUUAUGGCGGCGCCCCUUCUCAUUGCUCUCUCUCUCUCUCUUUUAUAUAAAAUCGCGCCCGUCUCCAGUGUCGGCGGGUGGCAUUUAUUGCUCAGGCCAUGGGCGCGUUCCUUGUGAUGCACAUAGCCCAAUCCCCCGCUCAUGUGAUCUGCUCCUAGCUCAUUGAAUCAACGGUGUGCCGUGCAAUUAAGCACGCACGGAUGUACCUCUAGGGUUCUUGAUGUGAGAGUAACCAGCCUGUCUCCUCCAGCUACCCCUGUUUGUAGUGCGUGAGUGCCUUGGCUAUUUACUGGAGUCACUACUGCUACCUUGCCAAGUGAUAUUCGGUGUAAACUCGGUCAUGUGUUCAGUUUCCACUUGAGUGAGUUACCCUUCCCGGUUGCAAUGCCAGUAUGCCACUGCCAUUCAUAGCAUGAGCAAUAGAUCCUGGUUUCAGAAGAUGCAUAUACCGAGACAUCUACAAGCUCACCUUCUGAGCAAGAAUCCUCUUAGUUGCCACCAUAGUCUGAAAAAAGAUGUUUCAAGCCCCAACUCUGUCCUGGAGCCACAUAGUGGAGAGCUCCACAAGGUACAUCUUCGUCUUUCCUCCGGUGUGGAGGGUGCAACAAAAUGGGAGCCUAUAAACAUAAAGAGCAUAGAACCAGAUGGUGCCUAUGUGAUUGCUAGCCAACUAAAUCUCGUUGAGGAGCAAGGGGGCAGCUAUGUUGCUAGCCUUGAGUUGGAGCUUCAGCAGGCACGGGAUAGGGUGAGCAAGCUAGAAGCUGAGCGGCUUUCAGCCAAGAAGCAACUUGAUCACUUGUUCAAGAAACUCACAGAGGAGAAAGCAGCUUGGCGGAACAGAGAGCACAAGAAAGUUCGAGCCAUUCUUGAAGAUAUGAAGGCUGAUCUCGAGCAUGAGAAAAAGAACCGGAGGCAGUUGGAGACUAUUAACUUCAAGCUUGUUGAUGAGUUGAAAGAGGUCAAAAUGGCCGCAAAGCAGCUAUUGCAGGAGUAUGACAAUGAGCAGAAGACACGGGAACUCACAGAGGAGGUGUGCAACAAGCUAGUGAGGGAGAUAGAGGAACACAAGUCAGAGAUCGAAGCCUUGAAACAGGAUUCUGUCAAACUGCGGGGUGAGCUGGAUGAGGAUAGGAAAUUGCUACAGAUGGCUGAGGUGUGGCGUGAGGAGCGAGUGCAGAUGAAACUUGUCGAUGCCAAGCUCACUCUUGAGGCCAAAUAUGAACAGUUGAGCAAACUGCAGGAGGAUGUGGAGGCUUGCAUUUCGACUUUUAGCUCUUCCAAAGGAGACAGCACAAUUGUUGAAGCGGCACACAACAUUGUACAGGCCAUUGAGUCGGCCAGAGACCAAGAGGUUGAAUUCACGUAUGAGCCUCCAAGAGCAUCAGAAGAUAUAUUGGCCAUCUUUGAAGAGCUACGCCCAAGUGAAGAGAUGGAGACAAAGGAAACUGAACCAUGCCUGAAGCAAGAAAUCCAAGAAGCUAGCCCAACAGCUGAUAUAUUUCUGGAAAAUCGGGACAAAUUGUUCCCAGAUGAAAUACAUUCUGAUGAGAGUGAUACAGAAGACGGAAGCAGCUGGGAGACUAUGAGCCAUGAAGAGAUGCAUGGUUCAAGCCACUCACCAUAUGGAAGCGAACCUUCAGUCAACAAGAUCUUUGACAGAAUUUCAUGGACCAGUGGAAACGAUUCUGAGGGUGAGCAGACCAACAAACUGUGUGAUGACUUGAGCAAUUUGUACCUGACGGACAUGAAACAGUCCAAGAAGAAAGAGUCUGCCAUAUCAAAGCUGUGGAAGUCAUCUCCACUGAAAAACUGUGAACUCCGUACAAAAGAUGUUCCGGAGAUGACAAAUGCGAGAUUAUCAAGUGCAAGUCUUCCAAAUGGUGUGUACUCUACCACCAGAGGCUCAAAUCUAGAUAUGGGAGACAGCACCCCUAGCACAGCGCAAUGGAGCUCACCGGACUCAAUGAACAGCCAGCUCAAUCGGGGUUUCAGAGGCUGCAUGGAGAUGGUUCAGAGGCAGAGCCUGAAGGCAAAGCUCCUAGAAGCUCGGAUGGAGAGCCAGAAGAUUCAGCUCCGUCAUGUGCUCAACCAGAAAACCUAAGUUAGAACCUCACUCUGCGGCAAUAAAUAAAAUUCCAAGCAUUGGAUCUAUUUCAUUUCCCUUGUCCAUUGUAGUAUGUAGCUUAGUCUCAUGUGCUUCUGCUUCAUAUCAUAGAACUAUAUAGCUAGCUGUAGCCUUGUAGGCUGACCCGGCCAUGGUUGAUGCAUCUGUCUAAACAAGAAGCACCGUUCAGACUAACUGUACCAGUAAUGUAGCAGCAAACCAGAAGCAUUGUUCAGACAAAAUGUACCACUGGCAGUGAAGAAUUGUAAAACCUCUGAGAAUGUGUUUUCAUUUGAAGCGAACAAGAUACUCCGAAA
Sorghum bicolor (sorghum) is the source of this 2662-nucleotide messenger RNA. Its product is annotated as CAP-Gly domain-containing linker protein 1. Bases 654 to 2342 code for a protein of 562 amino acids. The transcript has 3 exons. The record is from RefSeq and is a predicted model, not a curated record. NCBI's taxonomy places the organism in Eukaryota, Viridiplantae, Streptophyta, Magnoliopsida, Poales, Poaceae.